Molecule: messenger RNA, 1416 nt
Organism: Plasmodium inui San Antonio 1
Lineage: Eukaryota; Apicomplexa; Aconoidasida; Haemosporida; Plasmodiidae
Exons: 7
Coding region: 1-1416 (471 amino acids)
Biological process (GO): G protein-coupled receptor signaling pathway; response to pheromone
Source: RefSeq, a predicted model, not a curated record
AUGGCGAUGCCAAAGGGGGGAUUCCUAACCCUUCUACUUUUCCUACUCUGCGCUGUCCAUUGGGAUGGGGGAUUGCCCCCCCGGGAGAAGGGCUCCCCAACUAGUUGCUCGCAAAUGCGUCCAAAUGAGUGGGGAAGUUGCACGUGGAAGAUAUGGCCACACACUUCUGUCCCCCUCUCGAGUAGUAAAAGAAGAAGCAAUACCAGCCCCUUCUACGCAGCGGGGAAGGUGCUAUAUGGGUUGAAGCAGGACAGAGACAUUAGUCUGUAUGGCCACUUCUGUUACAGUGGGAGUCGGCGGACAAAGGGAGAAAAGGGCGUAUUCAUUCUGACGAGAUCGUAUAUCCCCAACACGAAGCUCUUAAUUUUGAAGCAGACGGAGCAGGAGGUGCAUGACUAUAUGACUGGGCAGGACGGAAAGACAUGUUCAGACUUAGAGAGAAAGGCUUUGUUUGUCCACCCCUUUGAUAACAUCCCCCCGGGGCAUUCACAAAAUGCUUACUUCGUUUAUGAGGAGAAUAUCGGUGACCUUCUCAAAGGGACCCAGCUGAUUUUCGUCCUACUGGCUUGUGGACGGCACGUGAAGAAUGCCUACAAAAUUGAGUUUCGAAAUAAUACGCACUUUUUGAGGAACCAUUUUUCUUGCGAGGAUCACGGGCUGAUCGAGAUCCACCUUCUCCUGGUCGUCAUCUUAGGCAUCCUCUCCCUUGCGUACAGAAGAAAGCAGGAAUCGUUAGGGCGAGCAAACAGUGCCCUAAAGGAAGCCCUCCACAUUGGAGUGCUCCUUUUUGUCCUCUCUAAUCUAUUAUACCUCAUACAUAUAUUUGUUUAUGCAUUCAACGGGACAGGGUUCACCUCACUGAAGGUGCUCAGUCAGAUUGGUGAAGCGAUUUACGACUGCUUCGUGGUAACCAUCAUUUUUUUUAUUAUGUGUUGCACAAUCGAUAGGGAGAAACGGAGGGAAGAGACGUUCCGAACUUCGCUCACCUAUGGAGUGCUUAAAUUUUUGUACCUUCUUGUCGAAAUGCAAAACCAGGAGGAAUUGAGUCUCUACGCAUCGUUGGACUCAGUUAUGGCCCUACCUUUUGUGGUUUACCGAGUGGUCAUAGCAGGAAUGAUUUAUGGAAACUGCAAGCGACUGCUGAUGGAGAAGACCCCUGGGGAGGAGAUUUUGUUCAUCUUGCUUCACAUGUGUUUGUUAGUUAAUGGGAAGGGCAAACUCACUCAGGGGAAGUACAACCUCUGGAUUUUGUCCAUUCCGGCGUAUUACUUCCUGAUGAGCAAAGCUUCGGUGCAUUUUACCCAUCUGUAUGUGCACUCCUUGAACCUUCUAAUUUUGAUAUAUUUGGUGCACGUCGUUUCGGAGAAGAAGUACGAAGCCUUCGAAUCCAGGCACCCCUACUUGGAUAUGGAGUGA